Molecule: messenger RNA, 2729 nt
Organism: Cataglyphis hispanica
Lineage: Eukaryota; Metazoa; Arthropoda; Insecta; Hymenoptera; Formicidae
Gene: nclb
Product: periodic tryptophan protein 1 homolog
Exons: 11
Coding region: 124-1563 (479 amino acids)
Biological process (GO): rRNA processing
Cellular component (GO): nucleus
Molecular function (GO): protein binding
Source: RefSeq, a predicted model, not a curated record
CCACGUGGCGUAUGGAGCGAGAUGUCGCAUAACCUAACUUAACCCUAACUUCUGUAAAAGCAGAUGAAGAGACUCGACGAGAAUUUCGUUUUAAAUAAUAUUUGAUAAAAAUUUUCAAAGAAAAUGAAUGUUAUACCUUGUAUCACGUGGGUAAGAAGAGGAGUCGCCGCGGCCGUUCCUGAAAAAGUCGAAUUAAAGGCAGACGAACUCGAACAGAUAAUAAGAGAGACACAAUCUACUUUAGAAGAAGAAGAUUCUGGCGAAGAGGCAAUUUCCUCGAAUACAAAAUCGAAUACAAAAAAUACAGAAAAAUCUCUUGCAGCUGGCUUUGAUGAAUACAACUUUCAAACCUACGAUGAUGAAAGUGGCAAUAUGUAUUGCAACAUCACCACUCUAGCCAGCUUUGAAGGGAAUGGAAAAGAUCCUUUUAUAACAAAUGAUGAUGAAGAUUCAGAGAAAGAGGAUGACAUUAUCAAGGCUGAUGAUAAUUUAGUGCUGAUUGGCCAUGUUGAAGGAGAUGCUAGCAUCUUGGAAGUAUUUGUGUAUAAUGAAAGGGAAGGUUCUUUUUAUUGUCAUCAUGAUAUAUUAUUACCUUCAUUUCCAUUAUGUAUAGAAUGGCUAAAUUAUGACUCUGCUGAUACAAAACCAGGUAAUUUAUGUGCAAUUGGCAACAUGACUCCCAUAAUUGAGGUAUGGGACUUGGAUUUGAUAGAUUGUUUAGAGCCAGCCUAUAAAUUAGGCCGUAAACCGAGUAAAAAGAGGAAGCAAAAGCGCAUUGGCCAUAGGGAUGCAGUUCUAGAUGUAGCAUGGAACCAAAAUUAUAUGCAUGUACUUGCUAGUGGUUCAGUCGAUCAAACGGUCUUAUUAUGGGACUUGGAAAAUUGUAAGCCCGUAACUAAACUAGAUUCAUUUAAUGAGAAAAUACAAGCGCUGAAGUGGCAUCCACAGGAAACUCAUCGAUUAUUGACAGGAUGUGCAGACAAAUUAGUAAGAUUAUUCGAUUGCAAGGAGGAAGCACUUGUACAAAGCUGGGAGGUAUCAGGAGAAGUGGAGAGGGUGUUGUGGAAUCAUUUUGAUCCAAAUUAUUGCAUUGCCAGCACAGAUAACGGUUAUAUAGAAUAUUUUGAUGUAAGAGGAGAUAAGCCUUUAUGGCAAAUCAAAGCUCAUGAAAAAGAAGUUACAGGUCUUUCUCUUAGCACAUCAUGCCAAGGUUUGUUAGUUACUUGUUCAAACGAUGGUAUAACGAAGGUAUGGGAUCUUCUCGAUCAAACAGCUCCUACUGUUAUAUGGGAACAGUCGAAUAAUUUAGGUGCUAUUCAAUGCCUCGCGGCAAAUCCGGAUGACGGAUUCAUAUUCGUCGCUGGUGGAGAUAAUAAAGCGCACAAUCUUCAAGUAUUAGAUCUCAGGGAGAUUCCUAUAUUGCGAGAGAGAUUCGCAGAUGCAGGACGUGUCAUGUCAAAUAAUUCGGUAAUGAAAAUCAAACAGGAGAUAAUGGAUGUCGCUGACGACAUGGAAGAUAUGGAAAUUGAAAGUUUGCAAUCAUCAAAUGUGCAAAUUAAAUAAAAGAGAAAAAAAACUUAAGCUAUAUCUCUAUAUAUGGUACAUUAAGAUUUAUACAUGUACAUAUGUGUCUGAUAAGAUAGGUAAUUAUUAAAACAUGUUUGUGUUCUUUCUCAAAACAUGUGCUUUAUUGUUUUCUUGUUAACAAUAUAAUGUUAACCCGAUGAUAAUUUCUAAAGAAUAUUCUUGUACAAUGUAACAUUUUUGUUGAGAAUAACUGACAGUUUUAUUCGACCAUUGGUCAAAUUUUCGUAUCGAUAUGAGUUAUCAAUGUAAUGUUAUAUAGAGCUCACAUAUUUAUUAAAAAAAAAAUUAUUUUCAAUGAAAUAGGUCCUUGAUUUACGAUGCUACAUAUAUAAUGAUGUAUGGACAAGAACAUUUAUUUAAUCUCUUGUAGUACCUUCUAAGAGAUUCUAAAAGAUGCAUUUAAAAACAUUAUUAUAUAGAAUUUAAAAAUUUAGUACAAAUUUGAAAAUACAUUUUACUUUAAAUUCUUUUGUUUCAUUUAAGAUACAUAUAUUUGCAUCAUGUAGAAACAAGCAGGUUACAUGUAUAAAAUAGAAAUUGUAAAACUUAUGAUUCAACAAAUUUGUAAAAAUAUCAUUUAUGCAUAUGCAUAUUUUUCUUUGUAAAAGUGAUUCUGAUUUUUAUUAUUAUCUGUGAUAAUUAUCUAAUAAUUAGAUAUCUGCAAAAACUAAAAGUUUUUAUGCAACUUAUAUGAUUUAUUUAAUUAAGAAUUUAAAGCAAAUUGGCUAGGUGAAGAGAGGGCGAAUUGUGAAAAUUUUUUUUACAAUAUGUCUUUUAGGUGAAUAUUAUUUGUUACUCGAGUAUACACAAUAUUCGUCUAUUAAUCGUAUCUUUUAAUCUGAUACUGACAAAGUCCUAUAUUACUUUCAUUUUUUAAUGCAGAAUCGUAUUACAAUAAUCACGGCAUAUAACUAUUAAUAUUAACAAUUUUUUCUUACACAACUCUUCCCUUUCUGUUUUAUACGUUUGGACUGUAAACUUUUCCCAUGGUCCUUGCAACUGCAAUUUAAUUUUGAAUAAAUGUAACAAAACUUCGCUGUUUUGAGCGAUUUCUUUUUUAGGCAGUUACACAAAUAUGAUGAUGUUAUUCAAAAUUCUUUUUUUAUAUCUGUAAAUAUAUAUCCACAUUACUAAUCAAUUGA